CCUCUGCUUGUCAUUCAUUCACCACGCGGCCGUCCCUAAUAUCCUUCCGUGAUUCCAUAAGCUCGCCACAAUGCCUCUCAAGGCACUUAUGACGACGUCAGUCCUGGCGCUGGCCUCAUUCGCCAGCGCGCUGCCGCCCCCUCCCGGGCCACCCAUCCCAUCUGCAGCAGCACCAGCAGCCAAGAUCCGCUGCCCCGUUGUCUUCUCCGGCCAGAUCCCCCAGGCGGCCAAGCUGACCGACUUUGACGCCACCGCGACGAGCCCUUUCCUAUCCAACAACGUGAAGGGCAACGACACGUGGUCGCAGAUCCUAAAGUUCCCGCCCCCGCUCGCCUCUCUGCCCGGGCCGGCCAAGAAGAACUGCGGCGUCGCCCGCUUCGACGACCCGGCCAAGCAAAAGGCCCUCGAGGUCACCAUCAACGACCGGUCCAUCUUCAAGACGCAGUUUGGCUUCCGCCGCGCGGGCCUGCUGUUCAAGAACGACACCAACACCGCGGGGCCGGGCAACACUGGCGUCAAGACGCUGCACUGGAGCGUGCGGCAGGAUCUGGCGCGGCCGCUGAACCUGACGCAUGAGUAUCUCAACGUCUGGCACGAGGCAGGCGACUUCAGCGGCAACCACUUCCACUUCCAGGCCGGCAGCCUGAUCGGCCGGCCCGAGUUCCCCGCCGACACGUUCAAGCUGCUCAACCGCAAGCUCGACGUGCUCUGGUCCGUCCCGAUCGACAAGACGGGCGGCUGGCAGGGGUUUGCCGUCACCCUGGACUAUGACGCCAACACGAUCCAGGUCUUCUACUCGCCCAACCCCGCGGCGCCCCUGGCCCCGGUCUUCCCCCAGCCGCUGCCCAACGACAACUCGGGCUUCGGCCAGUUCCAGAUCGGCAUCCUCAAGAAGCCCACGGGCGACACGAGCGACGUCGUCAACAAGGGGUUCCAGGAGGCCGGGAUCGACGAGGGCCAGAUCUAUGGCGGGGUGUUUGUGGAGGAUGGGCAAGGGGGAUGUGUGUCGCUUUGAGUCAAUGACUUUCGCCCCGUCGUCGUCGUCGUCGUCCACCGAACCUGCACGGGGAAUCUCGAGGACGGCUCGGGUCUAGGUGGGAUCCGGAUUGUAAUGAGGUUAGGGAGAGGGGAGUGUACGAAUGCCGAGAGAGGCCCAGGAAGUUAAAUGAAGACGGCUAGUCAUAUGCAUGCCCUGGACUACGCCUUCACGACUGCAUCCCUACCGCAAAAUAGGACACUCCCUUUGGAUAAUGGGCUUAUCUUGUGGUACGGUGCUACGCAACAAAGCUCGUCGGUAGUAGCCAAAUAAAGCUUGUAGCGUACAUUGGAGAGAGCUCUGUCAUGGGUCAUGGAAGGAAAAGGAAAACCCUCACCGAACAGGCACACGGAACGGUAAAGAACCCCAUUGGCGCACGUAGUAAAUAGUGCAUUUGCGAACCACGGCCAUUCAAAGU
Molecule: messenger RNA, 1454 nt
Organism: Microdochium trichocladiopsis
Lineage: Eukaryota; Fungi; Ascomycota; Sordariomycetes; Xylariales; Microdochiaceae
Exons: 3
Coding region: 71-1015 (314 amino acids)
Source: RefSeq, a predicted model, not a curated record